Molecule: messenger RNA, 747 nt
Organism: Microbotryum saponariae
Lineage: Eukaryota; Fungi; Basidiomycota; Microbotryomycetes; Microbotryales; Microbotryaceae
Source: the annotation of a GenBank genome assembly
AUGACCCGGUUCAACACCACAUCUCGACUCAUCACGGACCUCUUGUCGAAGCUGCCCUGGCGAUCUUCGGAUCGAUCAGAUCCACGAUGCUUGGACUGUGGUGCCCAGAAGGGGGUGUGCGCUCAUCGCCGGUUCUCGCAAAAACAGCUUAAGAGUGAGCGUGGACUUGUCUGUACCCGAGUAGGAUCAACUUCAGAUGAUGCUGAUCAAGCUUGGCUUGUUCCGAUGGAAUAGAGCUCUGCAACGAGUGGAAGCGCCGCUUGCACAAGUUGAUGCUCAGGGAGCGCGAGCUGGAAUUCGCUCGGUCUCUGGGGAUGAACUACUCGUGGGCUGGGAAGUGAGUGCUUCUUUAAGGAGGAGUACCAUACUGAAUCCUGCUGUUUUAUUGAGCCUAGCUGUUCGCCUCCCCACAGAACCUCCGACAUUACCCUCGUACGCCGCUCCCUCAUCGAAGCCGAAUUCAUUUUUCUCCAACUCCACCAAGCCCUCAAAUGGUGUCAAGCCCAAAAGAUCCUCCAACAAGUCCUACUCCUCGAAUACAACCCUGUCUGCUCCCCUCCGCCCGAAGCUUUGACGGGUCCCACGGCGUACCCACCGGCUUUGAAGGAUUUACCCUAUCCGCUGCCGGAGGUGCCGAGGUCGAGUAGGGAUUAUAAGGCUGUUGUGGAGGCUCCGCCGAAGUUCAAGAGUAGGGAGAGUAUGGUGGGUCCACCGAGGUAUUCGUUGGCUAUCUUGGGCAGGGAGUAA